UACAUUUGUCAAUCUGAGAAAAGAAGGAGGAGAGAAUGAAAUCAUCUCUCCCCCUACGAUUCACCUUCCUCCUCUCUCUCUCUUUCGCUGCUUCAUACACAGUCUAUUCAUACUCUCCGCCAUUUUCGUCCCGCCUCAAGCUUCCUUCUGAUUCCAAAGCCACCGCCUUCGAUUUACUCUCUAUCCUAGGAACUCCGCAACAAGCCGCCGCAAUCGACCCCAAAGUAGCUAAUGAACUCAGGUCAUGCUUCAAGUUCCUUGUUCCUUUCUCUCCCUCUCAACAACAACAAACGCCACUUCCCUCGUCGAUGUCAUCCGAUCAUCGCCGCCGCCGCCUUGCAGACGUGAACGAUCUCAUCUGGCGUCCACCUCCAUCGGUAUUGGAGCUUGCUCGAUUAGCUAUGGAUACAGGCGGUGAUCCAGAUUCCAUUCAUCGUACUCUCGAUCCAAUCUAUAUCACCGUACCUGAUGCGGAAAAAUGCCAAGAGAAUCAUUGUGAGCUUACAAGAACACCGUAUGGGAGACGCUUUAUAGAUGAAGAGUUGAACUCGUAUGUUAAGUUCUUGUUCGAAACAAUUGCUGACCUGGGUUCUAGUGUGGGCUUUCAUGUAUCAUUAAAUCGGUUUGACCUAUUCCAUGGUCAUAUGUUUAUCGCGACGGAGUCCAGAAGGCUUGGUAUCUUGUUCCAUGCAAAAGAAUACCCCAUGUAUGACAAGAAGGUUUUUCCUCAUUAUAUGGGAUACUGUCAAAUAGGGUCUAAUGUGGUGUAUGAUGAUUCAAUGAAUUUGAGAAACAUUCUUUGGUUGGCUCCAUUGCCAAGUGAAACUUCCUCAGAUUGGUUGGCUCCUGGAGUUCUAGUGAUAUUGGAUGCACAUCAGGAUGGGAUCAUUUAUAGAGAUAUCAUACCCCAAUAUGUACAGUACGCGAGGACCAUAUACGAAGAUGACUUUGGGGAGGUUGUUGUAGACGUCAACUACUUGAAUGUAGGCGUAAUAAAACCCGACUAUCAACUUUUCAUUUGUUAAUCAACUAUUUAUUGCCCUUAGAUAUGGUUCAACACUCGGAUCUUCGACAAAUUUAACCCGCACAGAUAGGACCAAACCGAGAUGGAUCCACCUUAAAUGGUAAUAUUUACAUAUUAAUUUUUCUUUUAUUA
Impatiens glandulifera is the source of this 1156-nucleotide messenger RNA. RefSeq lists its product as uncharacterized. The record is from RefSeq and is a predicted model, not a curated record. Lineage: Eukaryota; Viridiplantae; Streptophyta; Magnoliopsida; Ericales; Balsaminaceae. Bases 36 to 1025 code for a protein of 329 amino acids. The transcript has 7 exons.